CACAACAGAAGAUUGAGAUGGACAAACGAGAUGGUUUGAUUAGUUCUCAACCAAUGUCAGUGCCACCUGCACAGCAAAUGUCUCGCAUUGAUCAACCAGUUCCUCCCUAUGCCGGUUACCCUCCAGCCACUGGUUAUCCCCAGCAUUAUUAUCCACAGCCUGGCCAUGGUUACCCUCCUGCUCCAGGCUAUCCACCUCCUGGACCGGGCUAUCCACCUCCUGGUCAUGGUUACCCUCCUGCUCCAGGCUAUCCACCUCCUGGACCAGGCUAUCCACCAGCACCGGGAUAUCCGCCAGCACCGGGAUAUCCCUCAAAGCAGGAACCUUAACCGAUAUCUCAAUCGUCUAAUGGAAGUUGUAACAUGAUCUAAACCGGCCUGCAGAACUUUUACAUUGUUGAGUUAUCAAUUUAUCAUCAUCCUUGGUAUGUUGUUAUUACUUUGCAAAUAUAUUAUCCGGUUUGUUCAUCGAUUUCUCUUAUCAGAUGAAACGCUAACUUUAUAAAACCAUAUAUGUUAGAUGUGGACUUGUUGAUUUAGUGUAUGA
This is a messenger RNA of Camelina sativa (false flax), 546 nucleotides long. The record is from RefSeq and is a predicted model, not a curated record. NCBI's taxonomy places the organism in Eukaryota, Viridiplantae, Streptophyta, Magnoliopsida, Brassicales, Brassicaceae.